AUGAUGGAAGACAGCAAUGACGGAGAAGAGGAUGAGGAAGAAGACUGGGCUUGUGUCUCUAGGAUCAACUUCCCAGAGUGUGGUCACACUGCUAUGGUUGACAGAGAUCUCACAGGCUGUAUCUUGAGCUGGUGCUUGUCGGAGCACAGUGACGCAUUCGAGGCCAGCAAUGGAGCCUCUGUCAGGCAGCUGAAAGAGCUGGGUUAUGGGCAAGAGUGGAAGACGUCUCUGGGCAGGGUGACGAGCGCGAAUGUGGAGAUGGGCGAGAUGAGUGAUAGCGGCAACUUCUUCAAUUCGUUCUUAGGCGACCCUGAGCUUGUAGUGAAUAGCAGUAUGUCAGAGGAAGAGGUACAUUCACUGGUAGAAAGAUUCGAAGAGACGUGCGGGUCUCAGACCUCAAAAAGGUCGAGCUAA
Molecule: messenger RNA, 414 nt
Organism: Cryptococcus wingfieldii CBS 7118
Lineage: Eukaryota; Fungi; Basidiomycota; Tremellomycetes; Tremellales; Cryptococcaceae
Exons: 1
Coding region: 1-414 (137 amino acids)
Source: RefSeq, a predicted model, not a curated record